Messenger RNA from Cheilinus undulatus (humphead wrasse), 8358 nucleotides. RefSeq names its product gamma-aminobutyric acid type A receptor subunit alpha3 (gene gabra3). The transcript has 12 exons. NCBI's taxonomy places the organism in Eukaryota, Metazoa, Chordata, Actinopteri, Labriformes, Labridae. Gene Ontology annotation, cellular component: synapse; neuron projection; postsynapse. The record is from RefSeq and is a predicted model, not a curated record. Gene Ontology annotation, molecular function: GABA-gated chloride ion channel activity; benzodiazepine receptor activity; GABA-A receptor activity. Gene Ontology annotation, biological process: signal transduction; nervous system process; monoatomic ion transmembrane transport. Bases 442 to 1851 code for a protein of 469 amino acids.
AACGUCCAGCGCGUGUCCAUGUGCGCAUUGAUCCGCGUGACAGAUCACCGCCUGUAAAGCAGCCCUCGGGUUCAGGGUUUGCCCCUCCUGGUCGGCACCAAUCUGAGAUGGGUAAGAGGUGGGGGCGGGAAGGUUAGUUUGAAGAGGGCAGAGCUGUGCGCGAGGACGCCGAUUAUUUCCCCCUAUUAUUUCACUGCUGGAGAGAAGAAGAAGAAAAAACCCAAACCCAGUGGACAGUAACAGCUGAGGGAGAAAGCACACGGACCAAACGUCAGAACCUCAUUAACUCCAAAGAAAGCCAGCCGGGAGACAGAAGAAAGAGCAGGAACACAGCCGUCACUACUGCUGCUGCUGCUUUGAACCAGUCAUCAACCUCAAGGCUGUAGCUGUGGAAUAUGGAGCUAUGGACCAAGAACCAGGGAGUCCUCUCUGCAAACUGAUAUGGCUGCUGCACUCUGGAAACCUAAAUCUGUGGACUCAGGCUUGUGGAUCGUCCUCCUGCUCCUCAACAUCCUUCCUGUAGCCAGGGCAGUAGUUGGACACAGAGAGCCGUUGCCAGAUGAUAGUAAAGACAAUAUCACCAUUUUCACUCGAAUCCUCGACAGGCUGUUGGAUGGAUACGACAACAGGCUACGUCCCGGGCUGGGAGAGAGCGUGACAGAAGUGAGGACAAACAUCUUUGUGACCAGUUUUGGGCCCGUGUCGGACACAGACAUGGAGUACACCAUCGAUGUCUUCUUCCGUCAGAGCUGGAGGGAUGAGAGGCUGAAGUUUGAUGGGCCCAUGCAGGUGUUACCCCUCAACAACCUCCUGGCUAGUAAAAUCUGGACUCCUGAUACGUUUUUCCACAACGGGAAGAAGUCAGUGGCCCACAACAUGACGACUCCAAACAAGCUGUUGCGACUAGUCGACAAUGGCACGCUGCUCUACACGAUGAGGUUGACCAUCCAUGCCGAGUGCCCCAUGCACCUGGAGGAUUUCCCGAUGGAUGCACAUGCCUGUCCUUUGAAAUUUGGAAGUUAUGCUUACACCAACAACGAACUGAUCUACCUGUGGACUGAGAAAUCUGUGUCUGUGGCAGAGGACGGCUCCAGGCUCAACCAGUACGACUUACUGGGACACGUAAUUGGCAAAGAAACCAUCAGCUCCAGCACAGGAGAAUAUGUAGUGAUGACAACAUAUUUCCAUUUGAAAAGGAAAAUUGGCUAUUUUGUGAUUCAAACCUACCUCCCGUGCAUCAUGACUGUCAUUCUGUCUCAAGUCUCCUUCUGGCUAAACAGAGAAUCGGUUCCUGCUCGCACUGUAUUUGGGGUCACCACUGUCCUAACCAUGACCACCCUGAGCAUCAGUGCUAGAAACUCCCUUCCUAAGGUGGCCUAUGCCACGGCCAUGGACUGGUUCAUGGCUGUGUGCUAUGCCUUUGUCUUCUCUGCCCUGAUUGAGUUUGCCACAGUCAACUACUUCACCAAGCGCAGCUGGGCAUGGGAUGGCAAAAAAGAGGGCAUGGAAAUAAGGGAACCGUUUCAGGCUAACAUGGCCAGGAUUAAAGAUAUGAGGAGAGAAUCGGCAACUUUGUCCAAAAAGGCAAACAACACCUUCAACAUUGUCGGAACCACGUACGCCAUCAACAUAGCUAAAGACCAGGGUUUAACCACCAUUUCCAAGAGUGCCGGCACGUCCAAAAUUGACGACCCGUACACGGAGGCCAAGAAGUCCUACAAUCGUGUCAGCAUAGUGGACAAGAUAUCACGCAUCAUUUUCCCCGUCCUGUUCUUCAUCUUCAACUUAGGCUACUGGGCCACCUAUGUCAACAGAAAGCCCGUGAUGAUGAAGGCAAACAACCUAGACUGAGCCCGACCAAUUUAGGCUACAUCUGUUUGUGGUGGAGGGUAGACAGGUUUGCAGGAGGCCAAGUCCAUCACAUCUUAUUGUGUGAGUGCGAGUGCGCGUGAGUUGUAUGUCUGUUUUUCUUGAGAGUUUGAUAUAUUUUGCACGUCUGUAUAGAUGGAAGGCAGAUUUUAACAUACAGUAGAUUCACAUUAAAUAGUAGGACCUUGGAGGGAGCACAUUGUCACAUCAGACUGUGUUUGUGUAGCGUUUCUUUUCUCCACUCUUAGCUCUGGCCCUGUCCCUCCUCCCUUGUUGUGAGUAACCAAGUGAUCCUUUGCUGUAUCUUGAUUGCUUGCUGUUUCCGUAGAGUAGUCAAAUUGUGUUCUCACUAUGUUUUGACAUGUUUGCGCUUUGCUUAUAAUAAGUUAGAGCGAGCAUGCCUUUGAAGUUUUCAUUGUAGCUCAUUACCGAUGAUAAGGUUCUGACACAUCCAUCGAGUUAACAUGCAUGCACGCACGCUCACGGGCACACAGUGAUGCAUCGGAAACGCCGUCGGUUGCUGUACUGCGCUCCGGGGCGGCCUGUAUACUUCUAUAGGAACAUCAUUAAUAAUCGUCAGUGUCUGGCCUUCUGCACACGCUGAAUCUCAACAAACCCGACGCAGCAUCACGGAGGAUUGCUCUGGCGUCCCGCGGGUGCUGCCUGUACAUUUUAUAGUCCAGUGGCUCUUAUUGUUUUAACUGGCUGAGUAUGUUCGAUGACAGAGAAGCUAUGUGCCUUGGUGAUUAAACACACAUGAUAAAAGAGAAGGCUCUGACGUGCUCACACAUACACGUUUCUGUGUCUGUAUGCAUGCCAACGGGUGUCCACAGGCUGCGCACCGCAGUAUGUGGCUCUGCUCCGCGCACCCAUCCACAGGCCCCUGGGCAUGGGCACCCGGUGUAAAAUUGCCCAUUAGUGUGGAAGGUUAACAGACCACUGCCUGUGAAAAGAUGAAGCAAAGAGAUUAAAGGCUCCAGUGUAGUCGAGAACAGUGAUCAUGUUUCUUUAUGUUUUGGCUCCUGGUGCGACGCUUCUGUGAGCAGAGCGGUCCAAACAAACUGCCACCAUUACCUCAGACUGGAGCCCGAUCCUAAACAGCAGUUUAUUGUUGAGGAAAUGCAAAUAACACUACAUGUUUUAUACAUUAAAUCAUACACCCCUUUUCUUUACAUUUGCUGUCUGUCUUUGUUUUCUCUGCAUCUGUCAGUGGAGCUAUUUUUAACUCUGUUUUGAUUUUUCUGCCUUCACAAGUAAGAAUUUGUUCCAUGGUGUACUUUUGCCCUUUUCUACUUGUUUGUGUGAAGUAAAUUGGUGUUGAUUUGAUUGUCUACAUAUGCUGUACUGUUCUUGUGUUUUGAAGUAGACAACAAAGGCCAAGACAGUCUGUCUGAACAAAGUUUGGCGAUACUGUCAUCACUGGAGAUCAUUAUUAUACCCUGAAAAUGCUGAAAGAAGUUUCCACAAUACUUCGAUAAAUGAACUGAUAGUAACCCAGUGAAAUUUUCUUGAAAUCAGAUUUGUCUCCAGCUGUGGUGACUAUCUUCAACUUUUGUUUUCUGUUUGUUCAGUGUCACUUGUGUUUCUGUUCUGUGUUGAAUUUGAGUUUUUAUGACUUCCUGGAUGCACUCUGGAUCUUUUGCAUUGUUUUCAGCAUAGAGACUUUUUCAUGAACACUGUACUUUAGGCGCCAGCCUGCAGUGGAUCUCCUCAGUGGUAAGCAUAGAAGACUGCGUGGACUGUGUUGUUGCUUCUUUUAAAAGUUGUUAAUAACACAAAACAUGUACAAUGUAUCAGUCAUAGGUUAAUGCAUGACAAUCUGUACACGUGUAUGUCUGCAACAAAUCCAAUAAUAGUGUUUGUCACACUGAAAUAGGGCUUAGUAUCAAUGUUUCUCUAAUCAUUAAUACUAACAUCACUUCAGCAUCAUCUGCAUAACAUAUGUUGAUUGUGCUAACGGUUUACAGCUAGCACAGCGCUCUGAAAGUGUUUUCCCUUCUUUAGAAGCUCAAAUGACUCAAAUCCUGGCUGUGCAUUCAUCAUAGCUCUGAUUUAAAGCUAAAGUCAGUAUAAAAGUGUUGUACUUCCCCUCUUGAAACACAUUAAGCUCACCUUUGGACAUAGAAAUUGCAAGCUAAGCAAAGACAAAUCAGCACUGAAUAUAAUACUUUUUUAUGUUUCAUGAUUCAUCAAAACAAGGGAUGGAUAUUUUUAAGGCUUUUAUGCCUUUAUUAGAGGUACAGGGGAGUAGAAAAUGUUGGAAGGUGGAGGAAGAGAGUGAGAAGCAACAUGCAGGACAAUUAGGACAACAGCCUCUGUACGCGGGCUGCACAUGCAUGACUACUAGGCUAUCGCUACUCUGGCAGAUGUGCUUUUCAAGUAACAUUGCUUUCAAUAGUCACAGAUAAUGAUUCAAACAAAAUAAGAAUUAUUACCAGUGAAUCCUUUUUCUAACAGAUGGACUGGGACGUAGCUUAGCUUAAUGCUAAUGAUGGAAACUGUCAUGAACAAGCUAACAUAUUUAGCAUCACGAUCGCUGUGAUUUCAAUUUAAGAACUAUUUAUUUCACCGAACAAUCAAGACUUGAAAAGAUUGACCCUUAGGGAUGAUUUCAGAUUCAGAUUCAGAUUGAAACAAUUUUAUUGAUUCCAAAAGGACAAUUCCUUUGAAGCUCAGUCCACAGUUAACCAACAUUUGGCUAACACAUGUCAACACUGACAGAUGAGCAGGCAGAGGUCAAUGAAGGACCAAAAGAAAAGGCCGUGACUGUGACUGCAGCACAUGCUCAUCUAUUCUCUCUCCUGUUAAAGACAUUUAUGACACAAUGUGGGAUAAUAUCACGGGUAAAAUGAAUGUCUGACAGCCCACUGCUAUCGUUUACUUUUAUCCGUCUCAUCUCGUAAUAGAAAUGAAACUAUGAUUCCACUGGAGUUUUUAUGACAAGCUCAUUUCAGACCGCCAUCAUCUCCUCUCCGUCAUGAACAUUUCUCCUAAUUAUUUCAGGUAAUCAUCAAAUUAUUAUCAGAGAAGAACUGAACUAAGUGAAAGAAAAGCAACUACCACAAUCGCACAACACAAGGAACUGAUGAAAAAAUUCUCUGCCAACACUUUUAAUUGCUCUAGCCCUAUUCAUAUGCAUUUGGUAAGACAAACUAAAUGUUUUUGUUGUGGCAAAAGUAGAAAUGCACGCUAAAGAUUUAAGGAAAAUAAACACUUUAGUGCCAGCUUUGUCAGCAUGAAAAACAGCACAGAGCAACACAAUAGCAGCAGGAAACAGGAAGUGAUGCUGUAUACUGCCUGUGUCAGUGCCACCCAGGCCUCAAUGCUGAUUGGCUGGUAGUUGUGUGACAUCUAGCCAUUCAGAUAUCAUUACAGGCGGGACAAUAGGUGAGAUUGUAGAGAGUGAAAAUGAAACCAGAGGGACAUAUUCACCCUACAGUGGAGAUAAAGUAGCACACUUUGGAAUUAAUUGAUUUUUGCCAAGUAUCUGUAAAAUGAAAUGUCAAAUUGGCCAAAUGCCAAAUAUUAAUGUAAAUAACCCCUGGGGAAAAAAUGUUUGAAAAAGAGAUAAAAGUCACAAUCUUUACGUAGUAAUGACUAUUCAAAUAUAUAAAACUCGUGAUGCAUCCCUAAUUACUAGAAAAGCACUCAGAGAUUGCAGACCUCCGCCAUCAGCCCUAUCUGCCAAUAGUGAAGAAUCCUUUAAAAACAUUCCUGGAUCCAGACGGUGAUCCAGAUGACUCCCAAAAUUGAAGUCAACGAUUACUCCCUCCCCAGUGGGGUGGAGACGCAGUGAGGCAAAGCAUUGGCUUUGCUACAUGUGGACUGUCAUGGUGGAAGCACCUAUGGUCUCACCAGAUGACUGGAAGUCAUGGCAGAGGGUGAAUAUUCCUCUAUUCCUCCAAGCAUUGUGAGUAUUCUCACAACAAUUCGCUGUCUUUCUCUCUGUUAUGCUCCGACUUGUCUCCUUGACUGGGCGUGUGUCCUUCAAAGUCUAUAAAGUCCAAAACUUUGAAUAAGUCACUCAUGUCUGCCAUCUCCUGGUGUAAAGUGGUAACAGCGCAGUCCUCAUUCAGAGAGGAGGACAGUGGGUACAGUUGGAAACAGGGAUGAGAAAGAGGGCAGAAACAUGUGGGAAAGGAGCCACAGGCCAGGCCUUGAACCUUGAACCAAGGCCGUCUAACCACUUGACCAUCUGCGCCCUAAAGUGUUAAUUGUUAUUAGUUUCAUCAGGAUAAAAGUUUUAACUCCAGGGGGUGCAGAUGGCCUAGCGUUUUAAGGCACACCCCAUGUACACGGCUAGCCAAGGAUCAAGGAGGUUUGUGGCUCCUUUCCUGCAAAUCUCUCCUCAAUCUCUCAUUCCUGAUAACAGCUCCAUCCAUUCUCCUUCUCUAUGAAUAAAGACAUAAAAUGCCCAAAACUUCAAUUAAGAAUUAGUUUGAACUCUUCUUUUCUUUGUAUUCAAAAUACUUAGCACAUGAGAUAAUCAGACAUUGUAGACAGUCUUUAACCAUAAAAUGUAAUUAAAUUAAAUUAAAAUUAUUAAAUAAAAUCACUUUCCCACAUGUAUGGAGACAAUAACACCAAUCAGGGAGCUUAUUCUUGACUUCAGUUAACCACUGAUACUAAACCUUAAUAGAAAACUAUGAUUAUCUCCUGGUAUAUCAUUUUUAUAUUCAAAAAUUACAUUUAUUAAUACUCAAACAAUGACCAACCUAACGUAAUAAAUCAUGUCACCAUCAGCUCUGGAUGGGAUUUGUGAGAACCUCAUUGAGUUUUAAUAGUCCUGUCAGAUUUAUAAUUACUAAUCAGGUGAACAUGUGCCUGUUAAAUAGUGAUAUUAAAUACUUGUGCAUAAUUUAUCCAAUCAGGGGAAAUUAAUCAAAUGUCAACCUGCUGACAGAACGCCUUUUUCUAAUUCAGUAUUUCCAAAUGUGGUGUGCUAAUCUUCCACAAAGACCUACUGUGAGGUUUCUUUUUCACGCCUCAUUUUGAUCAUUUUGUGUCGAACAAACUGAGUCAUGAUAUACAUCAGCGGUGGAUGUUAAAAGCCUGCCGUCUGCUGCUAACUCAGGAUCUGAUGACACAAAGCGGAUAUGUUUAUGCAGGAUUCAUCUGAGUAAGUGAUCAAGGCUCUGUAGAUAAAAGGUUAUGAGAAGCAAGAGGUAGAGAUACAACAGUGUAAUAACUUUGAGAAGGAAAGUCCCGGGUGUCACAGCAGUCUUAGUCAUUAAUGUCACUAAUUAACACGCGUACCUUCAGCAUGUUCACACAAGCAGUGAUGUUUUCAUGUCUGUUAGAUGGAACUGUUCUGAUACCAGUAACACAGAUGACUGCAAUAAUGCCUGAUCUGAUUCCACAGAAUAGUGUUGAAGUCACAACUCAUAUGAAAUGAAAUGAAUUUGCAUUUUAGCACUUCUGGUUAUCCAAAUCUUGGCCAAGAGGUUCCUGAAGAUGUUUCGCCUCUCCUCCAAAAGGCUUCCUCUAUUCUAAAGUUACUGGGGCCAGAAAAAUGUAGUCUCUGUUGAUCAUUUGUGUAACCCAGUUAAAUCUGAGGGUGUGUCCUCCAGGGUCUCUUUAGGUUUACCAGGACUACAUGAUGUUAGGUAAUGUGAGCGGGUGUUAAAACAUUGUUUGGGUUGCUAUUGAGAGGAAUCCAAGGCUGCAUUUUAUGUAGGGGAGAAGAAGAGUCCAAGAGACAACUUCAAGAACCUCAGUGAAGUCCAGUUCCCCCUUGACCAAGACUUGGAUAACCUGAAUGACUGAGAACCUGCACAGACAUUUAGCUCUUCUGGUGCCAUCGUCUCAUUGGUGAUAGGAUUUUUAAAUCAGUCAGAUGGCUGAAAGUGUCACCCCUACUCCUUGAUUUCCACUGCCCCCUUGCCCCUCAAAACAGUGGGUUAGCAGUCAAACCUUCAACAAUGGAAUGUGUUGGCCCUUUAAGUUCCCGAUAUGUUAUAUUAAGUUGUACUACUUAAGCACUACUUAAAAUGUUUGUUUAAAAUCAAAAGGACCAUAAUGCAUUAAGACAAUUUUGUUGAUAAUUUGCUAGGCAUUCUGGGAGAUUUCCAAUAGCACUUGGUUUGGAGUGUGCCUCCAGAAAAUGUGUUUGAAGAACCAUGUAGCUACAGCACUUCACCCUCCCACUCCAUUACAACAUGAAUCAGAACACCCUAUGCCUAGAAAUGGACAUGCAAAAUACAGAGGUAGGGUUAAAUGCUUAUUAAUACUCCCUUUAUGCACAAACAUAGAUUCAUGCAUCUGCAAUGUCUGCUACAUUGGGGUGAACAUUGAAAAAAAUUAACCACUUGAGGUCACUGUGUCACACGGACCCACAUGGUUGCCAGUCUGUCCAGCAUCUGCCCAGACUUUAAUUAGACAUUCAUCAAAGGCAGGGGUGCCAAACUCAAGGCCCAGGGGCCAAAUCCGGCCUAUGGAACAGUUAAAUCCGGCCUGCAAGAGUAUCUCAUAUUUUUGUUAUACCUGGCC